Messenger RNA from Amoebophrya sp. A120, 3415 nucleotides. The record is from the annotation of a GenBank genome assembly. Lineage: Eukaryota; Dinophyceae; Syndiniales; Amoebophryaceae.
AGUGGACCCCGCCCGACUAGAGAAGUAUAUUGAUUCUACCCUUAAAUCAUACCACCAUUCUGCGAGUCCUAAACCAUUUUGACCUUCGUAACCUCAUCAAGUGUGAAGAGGAAGGUUUCAUUCAACAACACUACCGUGCUCAACCAUACAAGCCAUACCAAACAAAUUCCCGAAAAAAUCAUUUUUUCAACCUCCCACCCCGACCUUCUAGAUUGUUUUAGCACUUUAAAUUUGUGAGUUCACAAAUUUCUCGUAUUUUUCAGCCUACCCAGUCGUCCGCGACACCUCGCCAAGAAAAUGUUGGCUCGUAACUUUGCCAGACGGCUCGCGCCGAGCUUCCGCGGCGCCGCGGCUAGCAGUACUGGCGUACGGGCAUUUUCCACCCAGAUGCAGGAGUUCAAGGUCUACAGAUACGACCCGGAAUCGGGAAACAAGCCAGAAAUGAAGAGCUACUCCAUCGACCUGAAUACUUGCGGUACAAUUUGAUUUUCAGGAUUUUGCUUUUGGAUAGGUAUGCUGGAGGGAGGUACGCCGCAAGCAACUGCAAGUAAGUAUAUGAGUUACGCUAAGAACGCGGUGCCCGUGAUGAAUCGAGGACAAGACUCAUUGCAACAAGCAUUUUAGCACACAAAAACUACAACAGGACCCAUGAUUCUGGAUGCCGUGUUGAAGAUCAAGAACGAGGUGGACUCAACCCUGGCUCUCCGAAGAUCGUGCCGCGAGGGUAUCUGCGGGUCCUGCGCCAUGAACAUCAAUGGUAUAGUGUUUCGUUGAAAUACCCACGACAGCUCCUUGGUGCCAUGCGAAUGAAUGUUAAAACUUGUGCAGUGUGUUUUCGUGGUUAAAAGAAGUCACUGGGUGAAAAUAAAGUGAUUGGAUUUCCAUUGUUCCAAACAGGUAAGAACGGUUUGGCGUGCCUGGAGUACAUUGAGCCAGGAACCAAGGCGAUCGAGAUCCAGCCAUUGCCACACACGUGAGGAGCUUUGAUUUGAUUUGUUUUUCUUCAUGCGGACUCACAUUCAUUUUCAUUCAUCAGCUAAUCAACGUGACUUAUUUUCAUUGGCAAAGCGAAAAGUCUUUGCUAUAGCUCCCCUCGCGAACACCUAACUACAGGUACGUGCUGAAGGAUCUGGUGCCCGAUCUCACCAACUUCUACUCGCAGUACAAGUCUAUCGAGCCGUGGCUGAAGCGAAAGGACCCGAAGCCCACCGGCCCCAACGGGGAGGAAGUAGAAUACGCUCAGAGCCCGGAGGAGCGUGCCUUGUUGGACGGGUUGUACGAAUGCAUUCUGUGCGCGUGCUGCUCUACCAGUUGCCCGAGCUACUGGUAUGGUUAUUUACUAUUUGGCGUUUUGAGUUUGUUGACGACUGUAUGUAAUGAGCACGAUAAGCAUCACAAUGCUCACACAUAAUCUUUUUCGUGUAAUAAAAAUCGUUCAUUUCCAACAGGUGGAACCCGGAGUACUACUACGGCCCGGCGGUGCUGCAGCAGGCCUACCGAUGGGUGGUUGACUCCCGCGACCAGUACACGGAGGAGCGGUUGGCGUUCCUGAACGACACCAUGCGCCUGUACCGGUGCCACGGCAUCAUGAACUGCACCUCCUGCUGCCCCAAGGGGCUGGACCCGGCGAAGAGCAUCGUGCAGCUGAAGAAGUUCGUGGAGGAGCAGUACAACCCGGAGUGGGAAAACAAGGUUGCCGAGGAGAUGAAGAAGAACGUCGAUCGUGCCGGCGGUUUGAGUUAUGCGUAAACGACUGCGGAGUCCGGCCGGUUGCUUUGUUUAUGAUCUCCUUUGCAACGGGUCGGGCUCUGGGACAGAUUGUACGGCACUCUGAAUACUCAAACCUAGUAGCUACUCGAUGACGUUUAAAACAAUAGUCUUCUAAAUCCUUUUUCUUGAAAAGAGCGACAGUAAAAAGGCGAGUCGUAUCACAAAGGUUCCCUGGCUGGAAUCGCUGGCGACUCGUUGAGAAAAGAACGGCACAUAAGCGACAGAAUCUAUCGGCAGAAUAUCUACGCGACGACUUUGUUUCGAUAUUAUGACAUUUCAGCAGCAGCAGUUUAGUACUUCCAAAAGAUGGUACAUAAUGUUUCGAUAUUAGACGAAAGCAAUGGUGGUUCCGACCAAGCGGGUUGGACACCAGAGAUAGUUGUACAACUUGUAAAAAUAUACCUACGGCAGGCACAUCAUUUCAGACACAGCAGAAGAAGCAAGUAAGUAGAGUAUUCAUCGGAAGGACAUGGAAUACCCUCUAUUGACACGACAUACUAACUUAUACCUCCUCUAACAACUACUAUACAAUACGGUUGAUGCACAGAAGGUGAAAAGCACUUCUGCAAAGAACGACACCUAUCCCCGGAUGAACUAGUACCACGCCGAUCCGCACGAAGCUUCACCAGGCGACGCGCGCGACCGGUAGAGAAUUUUUUUUGAUCUUUGAAACUUCAUUUUUCCGUACCGCAACAUGCUUAUUGGGUGAACUUGUAAGCACGGUUUAGAAAGAAUGCCCUGUACUUUUAGUGGUCUGAACUACUGCGCUUACAACAUUUUUGGAAAGAUGCACAGCAUUCUGCCGGUGCCUCAAACAUUCUUGCUCUGGCGCUGCUAGCAGUGUGUGUGUAUGAUUCAUUCGUGAAAGCUACAGCUGUAAGAAAGACCACGUACAAACGACUACAAUUUUUAUCAAACGAACUGAGACUGACUGUUGGGGAUAGUUUGCGACCGCGUGAUCUCUUCAUCAGGAGUGCUCGCUCUGGUGAUGUUGUUGACUUUUUGCACAACUUAAAUGCAAAGCGUAGUCAGCUACAGAUCACAAUUCUAACCAACGCCCGUCCUGAAUUUUCCCCAUCAUAAAGUUGCAGACAUAAGGGCAACCCAAGGCAAAGUAGUAAAACUCUAGCGUGCAGUACUUCUAUUAAGGUCCGCUAUAGAGUCAUAAAAACACAUCCGAACAAAAGUUGAUAACUUUGUUUGAGAUAAAUCGCGUAAACUUGGAAAAAGGAGGUAUGCAGUAGCAGCGGUAGCGUCGUGGGUGUAGCUAUGAUACAAUGCGCUUCGUUCGAAACGGGUCGAGAUUCGAAAAUCUUGGCGUGCGUACAGCGAAUUGGUCAGCAGCUCCCCCACGUCGCGACGAAACCUAAAGAUGACUUUUCAAAAGAGUAAAAAAUGUUAUGUGCAGACAGAAUCUUCAGAAUUCCCGAAUCUUCUAGCAUCAGCUACAUUUUCCGCUACUCGUCUGACAGGGUCGUUGUUACUCGCACGACAACUACUACGAAAAAAGCUUACAACACAGCGACGAGUUGAACUAACAGAAACCAGUAGACUCGAACCGUGAAAAGAGUCCGAGCGCUUGAAAAUGCAAGAAAAAACGCGGAAGUCGAAGAUGGUUGUGAAGUUUUGAAGAAGAAUAUCAAAG